Molecule: messenger RNA, 2358 nt
Organism: Patella vulgata (common limpet)
Lineage: Eukaryota; Metazoa; Mollusca; Gastropoda; Patellidae
Product: troponin T
Exons: 15
Coding region: 190-1167 (325 amino acids)
Biological process (GO): regulation of muscle contraction; muscle contraction; sarcomere organization
Cellular component (GO): troponin complex
Molecular function (GO): tropomyosin binding
Source: RefSeq, a predicted model, not a curated record
GCAUCCCCAAUCAAAGGCAUGAAAUGUUCUGAUUAAUAGUAACGGUGGCAACAGGGCCGUUAUCAUCUGAAAACCCCGGCUGUUGCAGACGUCAAACUUUACGUACAUUCCACUAACACACUCUGGCGGCCAUCUUGUUUCGACUGAAAGUUUUAUAGAGUGUCGGGAACUGGUGAAUAGACAAACAAAAUGUCGGACGACGAAUCUCGCGAUGCCGAGCAGGAACAGGAAGAGGAGUCAUCUGCUCCUGCUCCUGUUGAACGCCAAGUGGAAUCCGGCGACUCUAAUGAAGCCAAAAAGGCUAUGGAGGAAGCCGAACGUAGGAAGAAGGAGAGGAUGGCAGAAGAAUUGGCUGAGUACGAGGAGAUGAGAAGAGCUGAGCGAGAGAAAGAACUGGAAGAACUAGAAGCUCUUAGAAUUAAAAGGGAAGAACGUAAAGCAGAGAGAAUAAAGGAAGAAGCCAAACAAAAAGAAUUAAGAGAAAUUGAAGACAAAAGACAAAGAGCUGAACAGGAAGAAAGAAAAAGAAAGAAGUUGGAGGAAGAACAGAAAAAGAAAGAAGAAAGAGAAAAAAAACGAAAGGAAGCGGAAGCUAGAAUGGCCAUUGCUAAAGGUCAACGAAACUUUGUCAUCACAAAACGUGAAGGAGAAGGCGUGGACCUUGAAAACUUACAUCAAGAAGAACCCAUGCAAAAGACCAGAGAAGAAAUCGAGGAGGAGAAACGUAACGUGCUGGCUACAAGAAUCCAACCAUUGAAUAUUGAAAAUGCCAACCAACAGGUUUUAACGGAGAAAGCCAAGGCUUUACAUGCAAAACUACGACAACUGGAAGGUGAUAAGUAUGAUCUGGAACAACGAUACAAGAGACAGCAAUAUGACUUGAUCGAAUUGGCAGAAAGAUCUCGUCAAAUGAACAAAGGAAAGAGCAAGCGAUCUGCUGUCCAGGUUGACGAAUCAUUCGAUCGAUUGUCAGACAAAUAUACCAGUGCUCCACCAAAAAUUCUUCUCUGCAGUAAAUAUGAACGUUUAACUGAUCGUCGUACAUUCGGAGAACGGGCUACAUUAUUCGAGGAAUUGUGUAAAGAACCACCACCACCAGAGAUAAAAAGAGUCCGCCCCGCAGGCGGAGGUGGUGAUGAAGAGGGGGAAGAGGGGGAGGAGGAGUAAUAUGUGACCCGUUUUAAGUUGUACUAUUUCCUAGAAUAAUGAAUCCAGACUACUGUUUGUCAAGAUGACCAAAUUGUAUAAUAUUUCAUCCUGUACUGGAGGCGUGCUACCAUAGCAACCAUAUCCCAUUACAUAGAAGACAGUUCCUCGAACCGGAAGUAAUAUUAGUGCGAAACGGAAGUCAUCGUUGUUGUGCAGAAGAUUUCUGAUCUAUAAAAUAUCUAGUAUAUCUGAAAAAAAAACUUUCGAUUUUAAUUUGGACAUUUUCUUGUUUUCUGAUUAAAAUUUUAGUGAUUUCCUCCAGUUUUCGGUCAUUUGUUUGAAAUAUUUUGUGCCAUUAUAAAAUACCCAUUCUGUUUGUCCAGGAGUAGUCGUAGCCUUGAUUGUGCAAGGCUUUUUAAAGACAAUAAAAUACUUAAUGAGACUGCUUGCAUCUCGAGCAACCAGCCGGCUAGUUUAGCUGUAUAAUAUAUGUAUUUGUGUUAGUUCAAUGAGUUAUAUAUUUAUUUACUUACUUAUUCAUAUAGAUUGAAAGAGUGUCAGAGUUUAUUUUGAUAACCGUCCAAAUUAUUGCCCCGGGUAACCUAUUUGACGAUGCUGGUACCUUUACAUUCUAAAUCUGUAUGAAUAAUCAAAUUGAAUUCGACUACACCGAAUGGAUCAAUCAACAUCUAAAUCCAUUCAGAUACCAUCGUGAAUUUCUACCAUCUAAAUAAAUCGCACUUAUUCAGAUUUCAUAAAUGUAAAGAUUCCCAUUUCAUUGUCAGGAUUAUCUACCUUAAGAAGUGUGAAUUAUGGACGAGGAGAGGGGAUCCUUUAGGGACGCGUUUCACUACCCAAAUAAACACAAGUUCUUUCACUUUUUCAGAGAAGAUAAACAAUACCUUGGUGGACCCCCGAAUACCUAAUUAUCAAAACUUCCUUUAAAUGGCUUUAAUAUUUUGUGUAUGUUAUUAUUAACAGUGUUUCCUCAUCAACUUGGUUUCGUAUGAACUGUGGUGCAAUAACAAAGUCAUCUUUAUCAUUUAGAAAUUAAAUAGCUCUAUGUGUGAACCUUGUUCAGUUACUCUAUCUUCCAACGAGUCUAUUUAUCAGAUUAUAAUUACGUGUGAAAUAAAUAAAAUAAAAUAAAAGUAUCUAGGAUAAUCGAGGCUAUUGUAGGCACGAUUAUCUUAGGUAGAUUAAAAUGGA